UUUGCAAAGAAGUUGGAAUUAAUUUCUUUCCUCAGAAAAGUUGGUAGUUGUUAGGGGUCAACAGAAGUUUCAGCAUCCACACAGACAAAAAAGGUUCCUGCUAAGAUUCACUCAAAGAAAACCUCCAAAGGAGAAUUCUGAAAACUCAUUUCAGGAUGAAGCUGCAAGAGCAAAGGAGUAUUUUUAUUACAAACAAAUGUUGUCCAUUGAUCAACAGAUGCAAAAGGAUUCUCUUCCCAGCUCCUACUGCUCCUGCAAGGGAAAUCCGGCUUCUCCUGCGGCUUCUCCUCCUCCUCUCUACUCUGCAGAAACCCACGCAGAGCUCUGAGGAUGCAAUGAAAAUCAAUUUUGACUUGGCACCAGGUUCCUUUGAUGAUCAAUACCAUGGUUGUAGCAAACAGGUCAUGGAGAAAUUAGAUCAAGGGGAUUAUUUCACCGAAGACCUACAAGCCCAUAAGAACUACUCCAGGAUAUGGCAUAAAACCCACUUAACCUGGAUGAACCAACCACAAGCUCUUCCCAAGAACAUGACGAUUCCACAUGCCGUGGCUCUCCUAGUCUAUACAUUGAACAGCGACGUUCGCUCUGACUUUUCUAAAGCCUUGGCCAACGAUGCCAAGACCCCACAGCAAUAUGAACAUUCAUUCCGCUUCAAAUAUCUACACUACUAUCUGACCACCGCAAUCCAGCUGCUGAGGAAGAAGGUCACCAGGGAGAAUGACCCUCUGUGUUACAAAGUAUACCACAAGGCAAGGGGUGUCCACUUCAAAGCCUACGUAGGUGCUACCAUGCGAUUCGGCCAAUUCCUCUCCACCUCCCUCCUAAAAGAAGAGGCACAGAAGUUUGAGAACCAGACACUAUUUACUAUAUUUACCUGCUUGGGGGCAUCUGUCCAAGACUUCUCCCUCAAGAAGGAAGUCCUGAUCCCCCCCUAUGAGCUGUUUAAAGUCGUAAAUAUGAGCUACCACCCACAAGGAAAUUGGUUGCAAUUGCAGUCAACUGGGAACCUGAGCACAUAUAACUGCCAGCUGCUAAAAGCUUCCAACCAGAAGUGCACCCCUGCUCCUAUAGCAAUUACUUCUGUCACCUUUUUGACUACUAUCAUCAUCUCUUUCAUAAACAGAGUUUAAAGGAGUCUUAUGUGGUUUUCUUUUAAUAUUUAAAUGAAAACUUUUAAUUGGCCUUUGGCAAGAAAUGAGAAUUUGUUUGCCAGGGAGGAUAAUUCCAUCAUAUUUCUGCCAAAACCAGUGCAUAGAUUCCUCAUUGCUAAUUCCGUUUUGCCUCCCCAACAUCCCUUUGCCUUAUUCCAAUCAAGGCACCCUGAAUACUCUUGCAGAAAUCCCUCUGCCCUGCUGUCAAUUAAUGCAGAGCUGGCUCAGCCCACUGCCUGUGAGUUGGCCUGUAACGCAGGCCUUACCCAUUCAGCAUAUUUCUUUUCCAUGAACAUGGAGAUUCUUGCUGGAAUAGAAAACAACCCAGUCAAAACCUGUCAGAUAUGAUCAGGGUAUUUUUUUAGAAGUGGGAUUGGGAGGCUCGGUGCCCGUAGCUCAGUGCUUAGUUCACUGGCCACAUACACCAGGGAUGGUGGAUUCAAAUCUGGCCUGGGUCUGCUAGACAACAAGGACAAUUACAACAGAAAAAUAGCUGGACAUUGUGGCAGGCGCUUGUAGUCCCAGCUACUUGGGAGGCUAAGGCAAGAGAAUCACUUAAGCCCAAGAGUUUGAGGUUGCUGUAAGCUGUGAUGCCACUGUACUCUACUGAGGGUAACAAAGUGAGACUCUGUCUCAAAAAAAAAGAAGUGCGAUUGGGAAUAAUUAGAAUGAGAGCCUCUUUUUUGAGUGAAUAUUAAUGAAAACAGGGUAUUUGCUAUAGCUGUUUGCAGCUAUCCUCCUACCAAGACACCUCACAUCCCUGAGAAGAGAACAAAUGAAAUAAAGGAAGAGCUGUGAAAUGAAAAGAAACUGAGUCCCAAUGAGAAUGUAUAUAUAAGCUUCUAGAUCCAACUGUGCCUGAAGGUGAUAUCCCAAUCAUUUUCAUUACAUAAAUCAAGAAAUUAGGGUUUUGUUUCCAUAAUCUGAAUUGGAUUUUCUGUCUCAAGCAAUUUCAGGAGUUCUGAUGAAUACAAAAAUGUUCCAUGAUUUUUAUUUAGUCAUUGUAAAUAGGAACAAAUGAAAGAAGAUCAAGUUGGAAAACAAAAGAUGAAUUCUUCACCAAAUGGAAAAGCUUUGAGCCUCAGAGACUUAACCAAAGUGUGAAUUUUCUUCCAAGAUUUCUAUCAGCAUUUAAAAUCAAACUAGUUGGUCUCAGAAGGAAAAUACAUAGAAAUUUGAGAAAUAAAAAGGAAAG
This is a messenger RNA of Nycticebus coucang (slow loris), 2346 nucleotides long. RefSeq names its product ADP-ribosyltransferase 4 (inactive) (Dombrock blood group) (gene ART4). Gene Ontology annotation, molecular function: NAD+ poly-ADP-ribosyltransferase activity; NAD+-protein-arginine ADP-ribosyltransferase activity. The coding region runs from base 156 to 1130 and encodes 324 amino acids. The transcript is spliced from 3 exons. Lineage: Eukaryota; Metazoa; Chordata; Mammalia; Primates; Lorisidae. The record is from RefSeq and is a predicted model, not a curated record.